Messenger RNA from Temnothorax curvispinosus, 2694 nucleotides. RefSeq lists its product as uncharacterized. Gene Ontology annotation, cellular component: nucleus. Lineage: Eukaryota; Metazoa; Arthropoda; Insecta; Hymenoptera; Formicidae. The record is from RefSeq and is a predicted model, not a curated record. The coding region runs from base 281 to 1765 and encodes 494 amino acids. The transcript has 3 exons. Gene Ontology annotation, molecular function: RNA polymerase II transcription regulatory region sequence-specific DNA binding; DNA-binding transcription factor activity, RNA polymerase II-specific.
GCAACCAAGCGUCCUCACUUCACGUCUGUUUAUUGCGUCAGUUUAUUUCAGUUUAUUUGCGUCUGUCACAUCGUACGGUUGAUGUUCGAGUUCAUUCGGGCGAUUCGCUUGGGUUGAUCGGUCGAUAUCCGGGCCGAAUUCGAAUUUGUCACGCGGAGGAUCCUGACGCGGUCGAACACACGGCGCGAUCGUGUGGCUAGCGCUGGCUAGCGCGAGAAGGUAGAAAUCGAGCAGGAUCUCGAGAAAGUAGGACGCUUCGCGUCACGUCGCAUGGCGGAUUAUGAGCUCCGUGAAGAGUGUCAUCAUCACCCUGCCUAAGGGAGUGCCCAAGGCGAUCCCGAGGAACGAACCGCGCAACGCGGUGUCCAAACUCAACUUCACGACGUCGAUCCUGGUGGACAAGGCGAGGAUGGAUGGCAGGAAGACCGCCCCCGGCGGUCAGCAAGAGGAGACGUGCGACGACGACGUCACGACGCUCCUCGAGCCCGUGGACAUCCGUGUACGCGGAAAGAAACGCCGACUGGAUCAUCUAACGUGGGAGGAAAAGCUGCAACGAAAAAAACUGAAGAAUCGUGUGGCUGCUCAAACUUCGCGGGACCGCAAGAAGGCGAAAUUGGACGAACUUGAGGAGACGGUGAAGACACAAAAGGAAAGAAACGAGCUGCUUACGCAGGAGUGCGCAAUGCUGAGAUCACAGAAUGAAUUGCUGACGUCACAGAACGAAUGGCUGUUGAAUGAAAAUAAGAGGCUUAGAAACGAGAGAGACGCAGUGAGGAACACGAUCACAGAUCAGCAGCAAACGAUCUGCUCCACCUGUCGGACCCGUGUCGACGGUGCUGUACCUUCGCUGGGAUCUGCAGUAUCCCCCAAUGACCCUCUGCCGCAGGGUGGGACAGCACAGUCGGCAUCGCGCCCGACACGGACGCUACGGGCAACGCUGCUGCUGAAAUUUCUGAUCUACUUCCUCUGGAAGACUUCCUGUUCAGCACCUUCCAAAGCGCCGAGCAAUUCGAAGAGCUGGCAGAGAGCCUCCUACGAAAUGUCAGCCCAGAAGUUGAAGCAAAUCCUCAGAGAUCAAAUGAACAAUCGUUCUCCCUUAAUGACCUGCCGAUUGCGCUCCAUUCCACAGGUGUCCGUCAACGAAGCUCCCGUUAAAAAAUCUAACCAUCCAGAAGCAUUGGUGGGGCAGACAUCAGAAAAUGUGGAAGCCAAUAGAACUGGUGGAAGCGUAAAUAGCACAUCCUCCUGUCUACAAACUACAUCUAAUUGGUUUCUCGCCGAUUGCGACACAAGAAGCACGACAUCAUCGAUCAAGACCGAGAUUAAACAAGAAUCAGAGACAGCAUCGGAUCUCGACACUCUCUACGGUACAUACGACGAAACCACUAACUCCAUCACAAUUAUGUAUCCAGGCGAGGAAAACGACGGUUGCAUGGGUAUCCAGGAGUGCGUACAGGAGGUAGUCAGUACCGAGAACAACGUCGUCAACCAGAUCACGGACGACGCUACGCAUCUCACCGUUCCCUCUUCGGGCGUUCAUCUGUGCUACCCGACGCAAUUCUCGCCGGCGUACACCAAUUCCAUGUCACCUGCUAUGAGCGAUGUGGACAGCUGUGGCGUCAGUUCUUCGGCGAAGCAGCUAGACUGCGCCAGUUUGUCGGAUGGUGGAUACGAGUCUCACGACUCUCCGCAAUCACACGUGUCAGACGCCUUGUUCGACCUCUGGUCUGAGAGCUUCAGCGAGCUGUUUCCCACGUUGGGCUGACAGUUCCAGAUAAGGCGUGCUGCCAAGGCGAGCGCCAGAUCGAUGUCGAAUCGUUACAUCUGUGAUAUGGAGAAUUUUAGCGAAAGUAGGAUACAAAAGAGAAAGGAGAGAGAGGCUAGCUUUCAGAAAAGAUCAUUAUAAUACGCAGUCUAUCAUUCAUUUGACAUUUGAUAAAAACUUUCAAGCUUCGAUUAGACUUUCGCACAUUUCUUUUUAUCAAUAUUGAGCAAUUUAGCUUCGUAAUAAACGUUUUGAAUGAAAUGGGUAAUCUUGGAAAUGUAACUUGUUGCAAGUUAUGUAAAUAUUUUGUAAUAAAGACAUAUGUACUUAAGUUCACACUCAACGUGUGCGUUAAUUAUAUCUAUAUAAUUAAAUUCUUUUACAUUAUGUAAAUGAUAGCUAUAGGAAGAGACAGAGUAUAACUAAUUUAAAAAGGCUUUCUAAUAAAAGUUAUUAUAAAAUAGCAGAGAGACGGUUCAGGCCUCUAUGAAGAGAUAAAUUUGUUUCCUCUCUCUCUCUCUUUUGUCAUAAGUUUUGGAUAGUAGCUUUAUGCAGCACAAAUAAUUAGCACUAUACGUAUUGUCACGUAUUGUCUAAUUUGGUUUAAAUUAACAGUAUAUCAAAUUAUUUGCAAUGCAAAAUUAAUAACAUUAAGACGAGUGACUUUAGUAAAAAGAAUAUAUUUUUGUAUAUAUAUCCAAGAUUAUAAAUUUUCUUUAAUUUAUUUGAUGUUGUAAGAAGAUAAGUAAAAUAGUUUUCCAUAGACACAACCAGUUAAUUUUUUUUACAUAUACACACGUACACAGAUGCCUCUAUUUAAGAAAUUUAUUAAUGUUACAUGUCUAUACAUAUUAUAUAUAGUGUGUAUAUAUAUAUAUUGAUUUUUCGAUCUUCGCUGUGCAACAGAAAUAAAUCUGAAACUAAUGGUA